Molecule: messenger RNA, 1095 nt
Organism: Colletotrichum paranaense
Lineage: Eukaryota; Fungi; Ascomycota; Sordariomycetes; Glomerellales; Glomerellaceae
Exons: 1
Coding region: 1-1095 (364 amino acids)
Source: RefSeq, a predicted model, not a curated record
AUGAGCUCCGCGGUCGUUGAGCUCGUCGACUGGAUGCUGGACAUUGAGGCGCUGAAGCAGGAAGUAGGGGUCUUGACGCGUAUCCAGGAGAUGGUGGCGCACGUGUUGGCCUUGGCUGACGAUGCUGUGGCGUUGGAGGAUGAGCUUCCGAAGAGGAGGAAGAGGAAGCUUAGAGAAGCGAAGCGAACUUCGAUACAAAGUCUCGACCCCAAAGAUCAUGCUGGUACGGGCAUAGAAGAGGAGAAUCCUUGUGCUAUAGAUAACACAUCCCACGUGGCGUCUUCUCCGCAGGCAAACCCUCCGGCACCAGAUCCUCCGACCCUGACACCAGACGACCAAAUCCUAUCCCAUCUAACAUCCUUAGCCUGCCGCCCAACCUCGACCUCACUACCCCCAUCCCUAGGAACCUUCCACUGCGGCUCAACAACCACUCUCAGCCCAGACUCCUUCAGCUUCCGCCUCACACACACCUGCUUCACGCUAGGCUACCUCAUCCUCAGCAAAUCCCUCGACUCACCUCUCCCUCACGGAGAAGAACCGCGCAUCUUCAGCUCAACACUAAGAUACCGUAACAGGGACGAUAUCAUCACGAAAAUGAGGUGGCUCGUCGGACCAGGCCAACAUGAACUUCAGCAAGCCGCAGAAUUACCCAUGGGAGGGCGCUGGUACGGCGACGAAUUCAGCUCCGAGGACCUGUCGCCGGAGAACCUCGACCUCUUUGAGAAGACGGCGCUAGCGGAUGCUCGGCAGACGCGGUUCCUGAGCGUUGCUGGUGUUGAGAGGCAGCUUAUUGCGCUUGGUGCUCGGGUGGUGGAUAAGGAGACGCUGGAGCUGAGGAUGAGUGGGCCUUUGAAGUUGACUUCGGACGCGGGAAAGAAACGGUCUUUGGCGUCGGAGAGUUGGAGUUUUGUGGAUUGUUUCCCGCAGACGUUGCAGAGAAGGUCGAAGAAGACGUUUACGGUGCAGUUGAAUAUCACGCUGCUGAUUGCUAAUUUGUCGAGGUGUGCGGUGUGUCUCAUGAAAGGGCCAGGGUUCCCGAGGGAUAAACUGAACAGAGCGAUAGAAGAUUCUGUGGUCAUGGUCAAUAGUGGUUGA